Molecule: messenger RNA, 822 nt
Organism: Candidula unifasciata
Lineage: Eukaryota; Metazoa; Mollusca; Gastropoda; Stylommatophora; Geomitridae
Source: the annotation of a GenBank genome assembly
AUGUCCUGUCACAAACCAAGCUAUGUCCUGUCACAAACCAAACUAUGUCCUGUCAUAAGCCAACUUAUGUCCUGUCACAAACCAAGCUCUGUCCUGUUACAAACCAAGCUAUGUCCUGUCACAAACCAAUCUAUGUCCUGUCACAAACCAACUAUGUCCUGUCACAUACUAAGCUAUGUCCUGUCAAAAACGAAGCUAUGUCCUGUCACAAAGCUAUGUCUUGUCACAAAGCUAUGUCUUGUCACACACCAAGCUACGUCCUGUCACAAAAAAAGCGAUGUCUUGUCACAAACCAAGCUAUGUCCUGUCACAAACCAAGCUCUGUCCUGUCACAAACCAAGUUCUGUCCUGGCACAAACCAAGCCAUGUUCUGUCACAAACCAAGCUAUGUCCUGUCACAAACCUGGCUAUGUCUUGUCACAAACCAAGAUAUUUUCUGUCACAAACCAAGCUAUGUUCUGUCACAAACCAGGCUAUGUACUGUCACAAACCAAGCUAUGUCCUGUCAUAAACCAAGCUAUGUCCUGUCACAAACCAAGCUAUGUCCUGUCACAAACCAAACUAUAUCCUGUCACAAACCAAGCUAUGUCCUGGCACAAACCAAGCUCUGUCCUGGCACAAUCCAAGCUAUGUCCUGUCACAAACCAGGCUAUGCGAUGUCACAAACCAAACUAUGUCUUAUCAAAAACCAAGCUAUGUUUUGUCACAUGCCAAGCUAUGUUCUGUCACAAACCAAGCUAUAUCCUGUCACAAACCAAACUAUGUCCUGUCACAAACCCAGCUAUAUCCUGUCACAAACCAGGCAAAGUCCUGUGCGUUUAA